This is a messenger RNA of Prunus mume (Japanese apricot), 929 nucleotides long. RefSeq names its product Thioredoxin superfamily protein. The record is from RefSeq and is a predicted model, not a curated record. Gene Ontology annotation, biological process: protein folding. Gene Ontology annotation, cellular component: cytoplasm. Lineage: Eukaryota; Viridiplantae; Streptophyta; Magnoliopsida; Rosales; Rosaceae.
UAAACGUUAAGGAAAAUUCGAGAGAGAGAGAGAGAGAGAAUGGCGGACUAUCACUUUGUGUACAAGGACGUGGAAGGAGCAUCGACGCAGUGGGAUGACAUACAGAGAAAGCUAGGGAACCUACCAUCGAAACCACCGGCGUUCAAGCCAGCACCUUUCACUCCGGCCAGUGAUCAAGCCUCUCUUCCUAAAGACAAAUCCUGGAUCGAUGAAAAGACCGAGCAGGACCUCGAAGACCUCGAAGACAAUCCCGAUCUGGACGACGAUCGCUUCCUCGAAGAAUAUAGGAAGAAGAGGCUGGCUGAGUUGAGAGAAACAGCUAAGGUAGCGAGGUUUGGAUCGGUUGUGCCGAUUUCGGGAUCAGAUUUCGUGCGAGAGGUUUCGCAAGCUCCGGCUGAUGUUUGGGUGGUUGUGAUUCUGUACAAAGAAGGAAUUGCGGAAUGUGGGGUGCUGAUGCAAUGCUUGGAAGAUUUGGCUUCGAAAUACCCAGCUACCAAAUUUGUGAAGAUAAUAUCCACCGACUGCAUCCUAAAUUACCCAGAUCGUAACGUUCCCACUGUUUUGGUGUACAACAGUGGUGCUGUCAAAGCAAAUCACGUCGGCUUGCGAAGCUUUGGCCGGAGAUGCACACCUGAAGGUGUGGCAUUAGUUCUCUGCCAAUCAGAUCCUGUGCUGAACGAUGGGCAGAGUGGAAAUGGCCGGGCAAGGAAAGCUGUGAUCGACGGGGUUCGCAAGAGGUUUAUAGAAAAAGUUGUGACUGAGCAUGAAAAUGAUAACGAUGGAUCUUCAAGUGAUUAGACUUUAUAUUUGGUUUCUUCUGUAAGAGUUUGAGUUCAGAUGAAUCAAAUGACUCUUGUUUGUGCGUCUUUCCAGUUCUUGCACGACUUUUUUGCUUUUCCCAUUGUUUUUGUGAAAUAUUAUGAUUCUCA